This is a messenger RNA of Dromiciops gliroides (monito del monte), 2812 nucleotides long. Its product is annotated as zinc finger protein 883-like. Lineage: Eukaryota; Metazoa; Chordata; Mammalia; Microbiotheria; Microbiotheriidae. Bases 528 to 2339 code for a protein of 603 amino acids. Gene Ontology annotation, biological process: regulation of DNA-templated transcription. The record is from RefSeq and is a predicted model, not a curated record. The transcript is spliced from 6 exons.
GGAUUGUGCGUGAUUUUUCUUCUUUUUGGGAGGGGGGGGGUGUUGUGUCUCUGAAUCCCCCGGGCACCAGACGUCGCCCUGCAUGCGCCAGCUGGUCCCAUUCUAGAGGUCAGUCAUCUAGAGCCCUGGAAGAUCAGAGGUCCUGAGGUUGGAAAGGAGAGAAGCGGAAGUGAAGUGCAUUUUUAGGCCUUCUGGGAAAUGUAGUCCCGGUGCCGCGCAUGCCCAGGAGGCCAUGGGGGCGGGGCUGUUGAAAGGCUCCUGGCUCUCAGUCUUCUUCCCCAGCUUGGUGCUCAGCCCCCCGAGCUGCGUCCUCUCCUUCCUGCUCCCCUGAGACUCCCGUUCAGGGCAGAGAAGGCUUUCGGCAGAAUACAGCGCUCAUUGCUGUGGAAACCCCCCCAAAGCUCAGGUGUGAAUGGCCAUUUCCUUAAAAUGAUAAAGAAAAGGAAAAAAAGAGCCUCCCCCUCAAACCAUCAGCCGGCAUUGUUUGUGAUGAGGCCCAGCUGGAAAACUUCCUAGUAAGAUCAGGAAUGAAGCAAGGAUGCCCACUGCCACCCACCUCAUCCAGGGUUUUAUUGGAAAUGCCAGCACCGGCCAUGAGAAGAAAAAGAGCUGGAAAGAAUCAGAAUGGCCAACGAGGUGAUAAAACUGUUUUGGCAGGCCAGUUUGCUGACCACCGAAGCCCCUUUCAAGGAGAGAGCCUGGAACCAGAGAGGAUGGCCCCAGGGACCCAGAGACCCUCAUCCCAGGAGAUGGUGACAUUCAAGGAUGUGGCUGUGGAUUUCUCCCAGGAGGAGUGGCACCUCUUGGACCAUUCUCAGAGAGAGCUGUACAAGGAGGUCAUGCUGGAGAAUGUCCAGAACCUGCUCUCUGUGGGAUUUCCAGUUUCUAGAGAAGAUUUGAGCUAUCCUUUCCAGGAAGGGGAAUCACCAGGCAUGGUAGAGCACAAAGGUCUGAGGGACUCCUGUCCAGGUGGAGAGACCACGUUGGUUGUGAAGAAGAUGGCUACAAAGUUGAACAUUUCUGUGGAAGAAUUUGGCCAGCAUAGAUUUGAGAGUGAUGGUGCAAAGGCCUUUGGUUGGAACUCCAAUCUUAUUAGGCAUCAGAACAUUCACAAUGGAAAAAAGUUUUAUAAAUGUAAUCAGUGUGGAAUGGCUUUCACAGAGGAAUCCCCUCUUGUAGUACAUCAGAGAAUCCACACUGGAGAUAACCCUUAUGAACGUAAUCGGUGUGGAAAGACAUUCACAGAGAGUUCCAGGCUUGCUCACCAUCAGAGAGUCCACACUGGAGAGAAACGUUAUGAAUGUGAUCAGUGUGGAAAGGCUUUCACAAAGAGCUCCAAUCUUGCAGCACAUCAGAGAAUCCACACUGGAGAGAAACCUUAUGAAUGUCAUCAGUGUGGAAAGGCUUUUACUCAGAAAUCCCAUCUUGCGAAGCAUCAGAAAAUCCACACUGGAGAGAAACCUUAUGAAUGUAAUCUGUGUGGAAAGACUUUCAAAGAGAGAGCCAAUCUUGCUGCACAUCAGAGAAUCCACACUGGAGAGAAGCCUUAUGAAUGUAAUCAAUGUGGAAAGACUUUCACAGAGAGAUCCAGUCUUGAUGCACAUCAGAAAAUCCACACUGGAGAGAAGGCUUAUGAAUGUAAUCAGUGUGGAAAGGCUUUCACAGAGAAUUCCAGUCUUGCUCAGCAUCAGAAAAUCCACACUAGAGAGAAACGUUAUGAAUGUAAUCAGUGUGGAAAGGCUUUCACAAUAAGCUCCAAUCUUGCUGCACAUCGGAGAAUCCACACUGGAGAGAAACCAUAUGAAUGUCAUCAGUGUGGAAAGGCUUUCACACAGAAAGCCCAUCUUGCUAAGCAUCAGAAAAUACACACUGGAGAGAAACCUUAUAAAUGUAAUCAAUGUGAAAAGACUUUCAAAGAGAGAUCCAAUCUUGCUGCACAUCAGAGAAUGCACACUGGAGAGAAACCUUAUGAAUGUAAUCAGUGUGGAAAGGCUUUUACACGGAUCUCUAGUCUUGCUGCACAUCACAGAAUCCACAAUAGAGAGAAACUUUAUGAUUGUAAUCAGUGUGGAAAGGCUUUUACAGAGAGAUCCAGUCUUGAUGCACAUCGCAGAAUCCACAAUGGAGAGAAAUCUUAUGAAUGUAAUCAGUGUGGAAAGGCUUUCAAAGUGAGCUCCAAUCUUGCUAAGCAUCAGAGAUUCCACACUGGAGAGAAACCUUAUGAAUGUAAUCAGUGUGGAAGGCUUUCACAGAGAGUUCCUGUCUUGCUGCACAUCAGAGAAUCCACAAUGGAAAGAAACCUUAUGAAUGUAAUCAGUGUGGAAAGGCCUUCACAGUGAGCUCCCAUCUUGCUAAGCAUCAGAGAAUUCAUGCUGGAGCAAAACCUUAGGAAUAUAAUCAGUGUGGAAAGGCUUUCACAUGGAUCUCUGAUCUUGCUGCACAACAGAGAAUCCACACUGGAGCAAAACCUUAUGGAUGUUAUCAAUGUAGAAAUAAAUUCAUAGAGAGGUCUAUUCUUGCUCAGCAUCAGAAAAUCCACACUGGAGAGAAACCUUAUGAAUGUAAUCAGUGUUGAAAGUCCUUCACCCAGAGCUCCAGUCUUGCUGCACAUCAGAGAAUCCACACUGGAGAGAAAGCUUAUGAAUGUAAUCAGUGUGGAAAGUCUUUCACAAUGAGCUCCAAUGUUGUUGUACAUCAGAGUAUCCACACUGGAGAAAUCUGAGAAAUAUAUAUAGUAAAACUUUCAGGUAAUAUUCAUAUUCUAUAGAAAUCUUAUCACUGUUACAAAUUAGAAAAUAUCUUCAGUUGUCAU